Messenger RNA from Erpetoichthys calabaricus (reedfish), 3306 nucleotides. It is a transcript of the gene fnbp4, whose product is annotated as formin binding protein 4. Bases 71 to 2815 code for a protein of 914 amino acids. The transcript has 17 exons. Lineage: Eukaryota; Metazoa; Chordata; Cladistia; Polypteriformes; Polypteridae. The record is from RefSeq and is a predicted model, not a curated record. Gene Ontology annotation, molecular function: protein binding.
UUUCCGCUCUUAGUUCUGCGCACUACCGUACUUACCGGCUGCUCUACACAUUGGUGUUGUUAGAGCUGCAAUGGGGAAAAAAUCUAGGGCGGCUUCGGGCCGGAGGCCAAUUUUGCAGCUUUCUCCUCCGGGUCCCCGUGGCCCCUCGACAGCUUGGGAGGAGAACGUGGGAUCAGGAUCAGAAGAUGAUCAAGAAGGCAGUGGUGAUCCAUCAGCUGCACCUUCAUACAUCUCCAAGGAGAUAGAAGUUGAACCAGUGCCACCAGCAGUGAAAGCUACAGUAGGUCUUUCUUUGCUUGGAGCAUAUGCUGAAAGCGAUGAGGAGGAGGGUGCUGAAAUCCAGCCUGAAAAGCCUAAGCACAACCAAUCUGGUGAUAUUGACAGCACACUUGCCAGUUUCUUAGCUGAGAUUGAUGCAAUUACAACACAGCCGGCCCAGCCACCAGGUGAGCCUGCAACAGCUUCGUGGGCUCCUCCUCCCACACCACCUCGUCCGGAGCCAAGAGAUCAGCAGCAUGCACAUAACAACGCAACUAUUCAGAAUGGAGAGGUGUCUGCAGUGGCUGGAAUUGAGUUUCAGUAUGAUACCCAAUAUUCUUUGGCAGGCGUUGGUAUCGAAAUGGGUGACUGGCAGGAGGUAUGGGAUGAGAACACUGGCUGUCACUAUUACUGGAAUACACAAACCAAUGAAGUGACCUGGCAACUUCCACAAGAUCUGGCUAACCAAGUCCAGGGCAUUCAACAAUAUCACAACAGCUCUUUGGCUACAGUUAAUGGCACUGGAGCCCACAGUAAUGGCCUUUACCAAGAACAGAAUACUGUGGCGGUGGCCAGUGCACAGACUACCAAGAGAGAGAGUAAAAAACAGGAAGUGAUGGAAUCUGUUCAGGCUCUUACUAGUGAGGAAGAAGAGCGUCAGGGUGUUGCUGCAUCUCUUUUGGCUCCCCUCAUUCCACCGGAAAUAAAAGAAUCAGAAGAAAGGUGGAGAAAGAGAGCUCUAGGCUUAGAGGUGGAUCCAGAAGAAGAAGAAGAGAUGGAUUCCAAGGGAGACGGCCACAUUCAUGGGGAUGUGGAUGCAAACUCGCAAAGUGGAGAAAGCUCAGAUGCUGAAAUGGGAAAUAAUGAAGCAGAAGAAGAAACUGAAGAAGAUACACGGGAUCUGGAACUGGCCUUAGAAAGGAAAAAGGCUGAACUGCGUGCAUUGGAAGAAGGAGAUGGUAGCUUAAUGAGCUCCAGCCCUCGUUCAGAUGUGAGUCAGGAGGGCAGUAGGAGUUCCUUACUUCGGAAAGGAAAGUGGAAGACCACUUUUGUUCGUUCUGCUAGCCCUGACUCAAAUAGCAGAGGUUCAGACAAAAAUGGAAGGGACUCUCCAGACCUUGGAGACGCAACAGCAGCUACAGGUGUCUCGAAGACAAAUGAGAAGACACUGGAAGAAGAGCAACAAAUAAAUUCAGAGGUCUUUCAGGAAAAAGCAAAAGCCAGACCUGCUGUAAAAGAAGAAGAGGAUGAUGAAGACGUAGAACUGAAGUUUCAGAUUGGAGAACUUGCAAAUACAUUGACCAGCAAAAUGGACUUUUUAGGAAUUAAUAAAAAGACCAUUUCCAACUUUCAGCUGCUGCUCCUGCAGAUUGAGACCAGAAUAGCGGAUUGGCGAGACGGAGCACUGAAUGGAAUUUAUCUUAAGCGCAAGCUACAAGAAGCAGCCGAACAAAUAAAACACUAUGAAAUAAACGCCACUCCCAAAGGCUGGUCCUGCCACUGGGACAGGGACCACAGGCGUUAUUUCUAUGUUAACGAUGUGACCAGUGCAUCACAGUGGGAGUUUCCUGAUGUGGAGGAGGAAGAAGAGGCUGAAGGAAAAGACCCCAGUGCUGAAAAGAAUGUCAAGAAUGAGGGUGAUGGCCAUGUAUCACCUGAGCCCCAAGUCCUUCUAACAGACAACAGCAGCUAUCUAUGCCUUCCAACUGUGACCCCUAGUCUACCUGUGCAGACAUAUUGGACUGUACCUCAGCCUCCACUACCACCUGCUUGUGACCCCCCUCCACCACCUCCGCCCCCACCCGAGUCCCCUCCACCACCACCUCCCCCACCAAUAGGUGAUGACACAGAGAUUGAAGAGGUAGAAAUGGAAGAGGAGGAAGGCGAACCUCCAGCUCCAGGAACAGAGGAAGAUAAUAUGCACAGAGCACCUCCAGCCCCUGUUGUGUCCAGCAGCACUAAGGACACAGACUGUGUGGAGCCUUCAGCUAUACCGUCAAGACCUGCUAAAAGAAAAGCUCCUUCUGUCAGCUCGGGACCACAACAAAAAACUGUUACAAUUGGUAGCAAUCCCAUCCUCUACAGCCAGUCUGCAAUAGUGGCUGCUCCAGUAGCUAGCACACCGGUGUUUUGGGGUAUGUCUGCUGGAGUCACCCCUGUCAUCAGUAUGGACACCACCACAACAGUGGUGCCACCUACAGUCACACACACGCUUUCUAGUAAAACAUCUGCUUCAAACAGUUCAGAUCCACCAGUCUCCAGGUCUCACCCAACUGAGAAAUUGAAAAAGCUCAAGAAAGAAAAGCCAGCUAAAAAGACCAAGACCAAGAUGCCAUCUCUGGUUAAGAAGUGGCAGAGCAUUCAGCGAGAGCUUGAUGAAGAGGAGAACUCAACGUCCAGUGAUGAGGAUAGAGAUUAUGUUAAUCAGAAACGUAUAGAGGAGUGGAAACAGCAACAGCUUGUUAGUGGCAAAGCUGAGAAAAAUGCGAACUUUGAAGCUCUUCCUGAAGAUUGGCGUGAACGGCUGAAAAGAAAGAAGCUGGCCCAGAACACGUAACUGAUGGCGCACUGGACUGCAAUGUAGUUUUCUUAUCAUAAACAUGGGUGACUCCAGAGUUUUGUUCAGGCCCAGCAGGCAUUUUUUUUCUGUUGGUUGUAAAUGGGUUGUGUUUGAUACACCACCCAUCCAUCACUCCACUCCAUAACCCUUGGCCAUACAUGAACACAAUUUCUGUAUUCCUUUAACUUGGAAUAUAAGUAAGUACUGGGUUAAAAUUCAGUAGAUCUGACACAACCUUGUACUGAUGUUUUUAAACUCUUCUAUUGUCGUCAGUAUUCUGCCAUCUGUCCUGUCUUGUGCACUACAUCUAGGACUUCUACAUGUACUGCAACUUUGAUGUCCUGGGGGGGGGGGGGUCAGUCGUUUUGUAUUAAAUUUGUGAAUGUAGGAUGGAUUCUAAAACUCAUGGUUCUUUCUGUUUUGAGAGAAGUGAUAUAUCCUGAUGCCAUGUUCAUUUCCUGAAGUGUGUUUUCCUGCACUGUCCACAC